Gloeophyllum trabeum ATCC 11539 is the source of this 1047-nucleotide messenger RNA. Its product is annotated as arsenical-resistance protein ACR3. The transcript is spliced from 4 exons. The coding region runs from base 1 to 1047 and encodes 348 amino acids. Lineage: Eukaryota; Fungi; Basidiomycota; Agaricomycetes; Gloeophyllales; Gloeophyllaceae. Gene Ontology annotation, biological process: arsenite transport; antimonite transmembrane transport. Gene Ontology annotation, molecular function: arsenite transmembrane transporter activity; antiporter activity; antimonite transmembrane transporter activity. Gene Ontology annotation, cellular component: plasma membrane. The record is from RefSeq and is a predicted model, not a curated record.
AUGGUUAUUGGCGUUCUUAUAGGGGAGUUCGUGUCAGGCGUCCAGGACGCAUUCGACACGGCAACCUUCAAUGGUGUCUCUGCUCCCAUUGCCAUCGGGCUAAUCAUAAUGAUGUGGCCCAUCCUCACGAAGGUCCAAUACGAGGCACUUCCGACGGUCUUCUCCUCGUCUAGAAUUUGGAUCCAGAUCGCGAUGUCGUUCGUUCUCAACUGGAUCAUCGGUCCACUCGUCAUGCUAGGUGUUGCUUGGGCGACCUUGCCAGACCUGCCCACCUACAGGGCUGGAGUAAUCAUGGUCGGAUUAGCAAGGUGCAUUGCCAUGGUCAUGAUAUGGAAUCAACUUGCCAGAGGCGACGCGGAUUAUUGCGCAAUCCUGGUGAUCAUCAACUCUGUCCUGCAGAUCAUCUUGUACUCGCCCUACGCAGUGCUAUUCAUCAAUAUCCUCGGAGGACAGAGUCAAGCUGGAACAAUCCAUGUCGCAUACGGCGACGUGGCUAUAUCGGUACUAAUAUACCUCGGCAUUCCACUAGUAGCUGGCGUUGUUACUCGGUACACCGUGAUCUACCUGGUUGACAGGAAAUUCUUCAACGAUCGCUUCUUGCCCGCCUUCUCGCCCCUGGCACUGUUAGGCCUCCUCUACACGAUAAUAGUCAUGUUUGCUUACCAAGGCCACCACAUCGUACACAACCUUGGCCCUGUCUUUCGAGUGUUUGUGCCGAUGAUCCUGUACUUUGUGAUCAUGUGGUCAAGCGCCUUCGCACUGGUGUACUAUCUGACGAAGCAUGAAAAGCGGGAAGAACGGCUCUGGGGCUAUGAGAUGGCGGUGGUACAAAGCUUCACAGCUGGAAGUAAUAACUUCGAACUAGCCAUAGCGGUAGCUAUCGCAGUAUACGGCGUCGGAUCUGACCAAGCUCUGGCCGCGACAAUAGGACCACUGGUUGAAGUCCCUGUACUGCUUGCCCUCACAUGGCUAGCCUUGCUAUUAGGGCGAUGGUUGAACUGGGACAGUGCAGACAAGGAGGCGGAAUUGGAAAGUCAGAAGAACUAA